AUGAAUAAAAUAAAAGUUCAAAAAAAAAUUGAUCACUUUUUUCCUAUCAAAAGGAAAAAAAGUGUGACCGUAAGUAGUGAAAAGGGUGCAGAUAAUUCUUCAGACUCCGUUGUAAGUACUUGUUUUGAAAAGUUAGAUAAGGAAAAUGAUUGGAAAAAAAGGAAAGUAAGCGAUAUGGAAGGAUUAGAAAAAGAUGAUAAAAUAGAUUUAAAUACUAAGGAUGUUUUUAACGAUAUCUGUGAAAUAAAAACUAAAAAUGAAGGACCGUCUGAUUAUAGUUAUAUAGACGAGAUUAAGAAAUUAAUGCACAUAGAAUGGUAUGAACAGUUAAAGAACGAAUUUAAAAAGAACUAUUUUAAAAAUAUGUAUUUGAAAAUAAAAGAAGAAAGAAAAACUAAAGUUAUAUAUCCACCUGAACAUUUAGUUUUUAGUGCUUUUUUAAAAACGCCUUUAUCAAAUAUAAAAGUAGUCAUAGUUGGUCAAGACCCAUAUCAUCAAAAAGGUCAGGCCAUGGGAUUAUGUUUUUCUGUACCGGCUGGUAUUAAAAUACCUCCAAGCUUAAAAAAUAUUUUAAAAGAAAUAAAACAAAAAAGUAAUCAUGGAAAUUUAAUUAGCUGGUCAGAACAAGGGGUAUUCUUAUUAAAUACUUCUUUAACUGUUGAAGAAAAUAAACCAGCUUCACACAAAAAUUAUGGAUGGGAAACCUUUACUGAUCAGGUUAUUAAUAUUAUAAAUCAAAAGAAACAAAAAAUUAUUUUUAUGUUAUGGGGUAAUUUUGCAAUAAAAAAAUGUUCAAAAAUUGAUACAAAGAAACAUUUUAUUUUAAAAGCUGGACAUCCAUCGCCUUUGAGUAUAAAACAUUUUGAGAAUUGUGAUCAUUUCAACAAAUGUAACAAUAUUCUUAUUCAAAAUAACUUGGACCCAAUAAAAUGGGAACUGCCCCAAUGA
Messenger RNA from Plasmodium malariae, 948 nucleotides. It is a transcript of the gene UDG, whose product is annotated as uracil-DNA glycosylase, putative. Bases 1 to 948 code for a protein of 315 amino acids. The transcript has a single exon. Lineage: Eukaryota; Apicomplexa; Aconoidasida; Haemosporida; Plasmodiidae. Gene Ontology annotation, biological process: base-excision repair; base-excision repair, AP site formation via deaminated base removal. Gene Ontology annotation, cellular component: mitochondrion; nucleus. The record is from RefSeq and is a predicted model, not a curated record. Gene Ontology annotation, molecular function: uracil DNA N-glycosylase activity.